CCAGUGAGAUCAUCAGCUGUUGCAGUUGACGAAUGGACGUCGCCAGGGCCGACAUUCCUCGCGAAAAACAUCUUAAGCUUGAGCUCUUUUAUUAAAAGUUACAGCUGAAGAAAGGUACAUAUCUAGGUUAUAAAGAAGUGAACUUUAAAGUGGAAAUAAAUAAUUAUUCUAAGCCUAAGCCCUGCUGAAUGUCACAAACACAAUGUCAGAAACAUCAUCCGGGGGUUUGUACAGCAUUCUUGGUGCAAAGCCAGACGCAUCAUACAAGGAAUUAAAAGCCUGCUACCAGAGAGCCAUUCUACAGUGUCAUCCGGACAAGUUGCCACGAUCAGUCAGCGAGGAAGACCGCUCAGCAGCAAAACAGCACUUUAGUCAAGUUGAUAUGGCAUGGAGAACACUAUGUAACGAUGCAAGCAGGAAAGCUUACGAUGUCACGCAGACAGAGCAAAAGUUGAGGAAACCGUUUCCUGUAAAUGAACAACUGUUUCUGGAGGACAUGGACUGGCAGGAAGAUGACGAAGUAUACACCCAUGCCUGCCGUUGUGGAGGGGAAUAUAUCGCUAACGAUAAUGACAUCACGCAGAACUACCUUAUCAUCAGUUGCAACACUUGUACAUUGAGCAUACAAUUAGUUAUCAAAGACUCUGAAACGAAUAAUACUGGUGAGACGCAGGUGACGUGACGGGAGUAUUAUGCCCGUGUCAAGCACGCGCGCCGGAGGCGUCCCAAAGAAGGCUAGGAGCUUCCUUGAGGUCCAAGACCGAGACCUGAAAGUCCGAGGGGAAGACCGAGACACGAGACCUACAACAGGUUGACCCAAACAAAUUGUGGUUUCAGAAAGGCUUACUUAAAGGAACACGUUGCCUUGGAUCAAUCGAGUUGGUAUUUGAAAAGCGUUUGUAACCGUGGUU
Messenger RNA from Asterias rubens (European starfish), 911 nucleotides. Its product is annotated as dnaJ homolog subfamily C member 24-like. The coding region runs from base 203 to 682 and encodes 159 amino acids. The transcript is spliced from 5 exons. Gene Ontology annotation, biological process: positive regulation of ATP-dependent activity. The record is from RefSeq and is a predicted model, not a curated record. Gene Ontology annotation, molecular function: ATPase activator activity; ferrous iron binding. NCBI's taxonomy places the organism in Eukaryota, Metazoa, Echinodermata, Asteroidea, Forcipulatida, Asteriidae.